Molecule: messenger RNA, 3485 nt
Organism: Mugil cephalus (flathead mullet)
Lineage: Eukaryota; Metazoa; Chordata; Actinopteri; Mugiliformes; Mugilidae
Gene: sufu
Product: suppressor of fused homolog (Drosophila)
Exons: 12
Coding region: 714-2126 (470 amino acids)
Cellular component (GO): nucleus; cytoplasm
Molecular function (GO): transcription factor binding
Source: RefSeq, a predicted model, not a curated record
AGUAACUACAUUUAUUGGAUCAUAUAAUCGAUGCAUCUCUUGAUACGUCACAGCUCAAUAACCUUUUCGAAACAAAGCUACUGUUAAAAAUGAUUCAGAUUACAAAAGGUGUAAUUAAACAGGCCAGUAACACUGUUAAACUUAGUUUCAUCACAUCCAAAAGGAGGCCCUGUGUUUUCUGAGUGACAGCACGUGUUGCUGGUACGCAUACAUUUUUAUAUACGUUUUAAAUGAACUCCUUCACUCCUCACUGGAAAGUUACUUUGAAGAUCCAUUUGUCCUCCAUAGCCAUCAUUUGCCCCCCUCUUCCCACGAAAAGAAACUUUGAAGUAACAACCCUGAAAUCACAUCCUCCUGGCGCCCGCCCACUAUUUGAUUGACAGUGGAUAUUAGCCAAUAACAAGUGACUAUGAAUUAACAGGAAGCAAACCGUCCACUUUCAUUGGCUGCUACAAGCGGUCAGUCAGUGACGUACUACAUCCAACCAACCAAUGAGUAGAUAGCGUUUUGUAGAGGAUGAGCAACAGGCUCCUGCUGAGUGUAGCACAACGGCCAUCAGAUCACCGUUUAUGGUUACACUCCAUUAUUAUUGAGAAGUCUUUAUGGACUAGUUUAGCCUCUUAUUGUUAAACAGGGAUUGGGUAGCAAAAAAAUAAUAACAUACAACAAGUUUUUUGUGUUAUAGAGUAGCCUGAUUUGUUCGAGUCCGUGGCAUGGAUGAGGUGGGGCCUAACAGUGGUGCUCAAGCCCACGGGCUGGUGGCCGUGUUUCCUCCAGGACUACAGGCUAUCUAUGGGGAAUGUCGGCGGCUUUAUCCCGAGCAGGCCAACCCGCUUCAAGUCACGGCCAUUGUAAAAUACUGGUUGGGAGGGCCCGACCCGUUAGACUACAUCAGUAUGUACAGGAACAUGGGCUGUCCAGCUCAGGAUGUCCAGGAGCACUGGCACUACGUUAGCUUUGGAUUGAGUGACCUGUAUGGGGAUAAUCGAGUUCAUGAAUUUACAGGGGCAGACGGACCUAGUGGGUUUGGCUUUGAGCUCACAUUCAGACUCAAAAGAGAGGUGGGGGAGACGGCACCUCCAACAUGGCCAGCUGAACUCAUGCAGGGCUUGGCUCGCUAUGUGUUCCAGUCCGAAAACACAUUUUGUAGCGGGGACCACGUGUCAUGGCACAGUCCACUGGACAACAGUGAAUCUCGUAUCCAGCACAUGUUGCUAACAGAAGACCCGCAGAUGCUACCGGUUCAAACUCCGUUCGGCACACUGAGCUUUCUCCAGAUUGUGGGUGUAUGUACAGAGGAGCUGCAGGCGGCCCAACAGUGGAACGGCCAAGGAAUCCUGGAGCUGAUGCGCGGAAUCCGAGUAGCUGGAGGCCCCUGGCUGAUCACAGACAUGAGGAGAGGGGAGACCAUCUUUGACAUCGAUCCUCACCUACAAGACAGAGUGGACCAAGGCAUUGAGACAGAGGGCUCUAACCUGAGCGGGGUCAGCGCCAAGUGUGUGUGGGAUGAUCUGAGUCGACCGCCAGAGGACGAGGAGGACAGUCGUUCCAUUUGCAUAGGAUCGCAGCCACGCAGGCUCUCAGACAAAGACACGGAGCAGAUAAGGGAGACCCUGAGGAAAGGACUGGAGUUUAACAGCAAGGCAGCGCUACCACCUAUCAGCAGCCAGAGACAGGGGCACGAGAGGCCUCAAAGCCGGAAGGACAGUUUGGAGAGCGAGAGCUCGGCCGCCAUUGUUCCUCACGAGCUUGUUCGAACGCGGCAGCUGGAAAGCGUCCAUCUGAAAUUCAACCAAGAGUCAGGCACGCUGCUGCCCCUCUGCCUGCGGGGCCGACUGCUUCAUGGGAGACACUUCACUUAUAAAAGUAUCAACGGAGACACAGCCAUUACAUUUGUGUCCACGGGAGUUGAAGGAGCGUUUGCUACUGAAGAGCACCCGUACGCAGCCCACGGCCCCUGGCUUCAGAUAUUAUUGACUGAAGAGUUUGUGGAGCAAAUGCUUGGGGAUUUACAGGAACUGAACACUCGUGAGGAGACAAAGUUACCAAAGGAGUACAGUUGGCCAGAAAAGAAGCUGAAGAUCUCCGUGUUACCAGACUCUGUGUUUGACAAUCCCCUGCAAUGAGACGAAGAAAUGGUUACAUGCCAAAUAAAAACACCCGCAGACACACACUUCCAGAGUGGGCCAUCGAGUACAGGAGUCGUCUGAGGACCAACAGUGACCCUGAGCUGUCAGGACAUACAGAGACGUCGUUCCCACAGUAGCAGGGCAGAGACUGUUUCACUCCUGAAAACGAUCCGAGGACUGAUCUAAACAUUUCUGUUACUGGAUUCUCAGUGUAGCCGCGCUGUUUACAACAUCUCUCUGAGGCUCGAAUGCUUUUGAAAAAUAUCAAACCAGCCUGUCCAGAUGGUUGAAGUGUUACAACAAGCCUGUAGUGCAAACAGGAUGCUCUCAUUCCUCCAAAAUAUUUCCUCACCAGACACAGUCGAGCAUGAAUCCUGAGAUCACCUGACACAGCGUCUCGAGCAAUAACUGGGUUGCAGUUCUCAAAAACACUUCUAUUUAUUCCAGUGGCCUUAGAAAGGGAAGAGAAAUCACGAAUUGUACCUUUUCUUGUCAGUGUUUUCAGUUACACUAAUAUGUAUAGUAUUUACAAAUGCUGGACAUUUUCUUUCUUAUGUGUUUGUGUCACACCAAAGUUUUAACUGUUGCUGCCAGUAGUGUCUGUGUCUCAGAUGUUUCUUGAUUCAGUAACACUAACCUGAAAUGCUGUGAGCUAGAUUAACUAUCAUUCACCGACACUCCUUGGGUAUCUGGCAAAUGCUGCAUGUAUAUUUGACCUCCACUCCCCUGUGCCAGGAACCCACAUAUUGAGUAAUAUUUUUUUAUUUUUUUAUUUUUUUUUGGUUUACGCAACACGACGCGUGUUUUAUUGGUUGUUAAAUGGAAGACAUAAAGACCGUUGAACAUGUUCAAGGACUGGGAAGCACCACAUUCAGUGUGCUCUCACGUCGUCUCUCCAGUGAUGCGGAAAUACAAAAAUGUGUUAUUCUUCUCAUCAGUGGGAGCUGCUUGAAAAUGAGUUGGAGUUUAAUUCCUCAGUGCCUUGAGCUAAAAAGGACCACAUAUUUUCCGUUGACUCUCGGCGCUGCCCACAGCUCCCGGACUGUUAAGAGACGUCGCUUUGAAUCAACGCUGCUGCGUUCACUGCCUUUUGCUGAUGCUGACGUUGCAUUCCACUACAAAACAAGAGACAAGACUACUUUUACUACAGCGUCUUCUUACAGAAAAGUACUCGUAUAUGACAUGUGAUGGCAUAUCUUAUUUUUGUUUGUCCUUUUUAUUCCGAAUGACAAACGUAAAGUUUAGAUAUUGAUGACUUUUUUUGUAAUUUACUAUCUUAUUGACUGAACUGGCUGAUUGUAAUCCCAAGUGCAUUAAAGAAUGUAGGUAUUUACACAAAUAAAGCUGGAUAACUGA